Messenger RNA from Mytilus trossulus (common blue mussel), 1170 nucleotides. Its product is annotated as Friend leukemia integration 1 transcription factor-like. Gene Ontology annotation, molecular function: sequence-specific DNA binding; DNA-binding transcription factor activity, RNA polymerase II-specific. Gene Ontology annotation, biological process: regulation of transcription by RNA polymerase II; cell differentiation. NCBI's taxonomy places the organism in Eukaryota, Metazoa, Mollusca, Bivalvia, Mytilida, Mytilidae. Gene Ontology annotation, cellular component: nucleus. The coding region runs from base 41 to 805 and encodes 254 amino acids. The transcript has 3 exons. The record is from RefSeq and is a predicted model, not a curated record.
UAUCAUAGGAAAAAAAGGGCAUUUUAUUGGAGACUUCCAAAUGAAUUCAAGGCACUUUAAUUUAUUGGAUAUGGAUUUCUAUAACCAUAAGUCAAAUACCACUCUUCCAGUUUACCAAUCAACAGCGCACAGCAACAUAUCUUAUAGUAGAAAACCAGUUCCGAAUAGUGGAGAGAUACCAUCAGAUACCACAUAUAAUCAGUACAGAUACCUGAAAUAUAAAGACUUAUUACAAUACAGAUACCAAACCAACGAUGACGUAAACUAUUCCCAGCAAUAUUACCCCAGGGGAGAUAACCGAGUAAUUGAAUACCCAGAAGACAUUUUCAGAAACACGGUUUCAGGCUCAAGUUCUGGGCAAAUUCAGCUUUGGCAAUUCUUACUGGAGCUGCUAUCAACAACAUCAAACAGAGAGUGUAUAAUAUGGGAGGGAAAUGAAGGAGAGUUUAGAAUUGUUGAUCCAGAAGAAGUGGCCAGAAAAUGGGGACAAAGAAAGUGUCGACCGAAUAUGAAUUAUGAUAAACUUAGUAGAGCACUCCGGUAUUAUUACGAUAAAAAUAUUAUGAGAAAAGUCAAUGGAAAGAAAUACACAUACAAAUUCGAUGCCAGUUGUUUAGCAAAUAUGUCGCCAUUGAAUUUAACAGACAAUUGCAGCAUUGCAGACAUAAGUUAUCGCGAUUACAUGAACAGCCAGAUUUGUGAUAAAUCCAGUGACGAUUUUCUGAACAGUCAGUCAGCUAGGAAUAAAAGUACCAUAACUAGAAAUGAAUUGAGAAUGCCAAAUUACAACCUUGUAUCUUAUUAAACAUGUUUUAGUUUAAACAUAUUUUAUUUGCUGAAUUAAAGGAAAAUGAAUUAGACACACAAUGAUUAUCAUACUUAUGAAGUCAGUUAGACUAGUCUUCCAUAAUACAGUAUAAAAUUACAAUAAUAGUCUAAUAUAACGGACAUGCAUAUAAAGCAAACAGUUUACAAAAUAUGAUACUAGCUUUCAUAUGUAAAAAGAGGAGAGAGAGAAAAAAGGGAAAAGGAAAGUUUGAAAAGUCAUAAAUUUUGUGACGAUGACGUGUGUAUUGGUGAUGACGAUGAUGUUUCGUGCCAGUAACGCUCUAUCGAAGCAUAGGACAUCUGUUUGACUUUUUGAUGAAAUUUUGAACAUGUUUAAAAAUU